This is a messenger RNA of Dibothriocephalus latus, 507 nucleotides long. Lineage: Eukaryota; Metazoa; Platyhelminthes; Cestoda; Diphyllobothriidea; Diphyllobothriidae. The record is from the annotation of a GenBank genome assembly.
GAUUCAAUUGAGGAACUUCAAGAAAAUGCCUUCAAACCGGAGGCAAUUAAGGCUUUCGCGGACAGCUUGAACCCCAAGUGUGAUAAAAUAGCUCAGCAGUUAAAGGACUUACUUCCUGCGCUGGAAAAAAGUAACACCGCUUCUGAUCAACUUUGCAAGGCAUACGAAGGACUAAACAACAGUACAAAGGCGCUAGAUCCUCUUAACAAUUUUACGACUGCCCUCUUUGGCUCCGUCAAUGAGACCGGAACUGAGGCCUUCACCAAUCUGACGCAAAGUCUCCUACCCUGUGAUAGUCUGUACUACGCUGUCCAGUCAGUAGUAUUCAUGAGUUGCGGAGCCUCGGGCCUGGCUCCCCGCAUCUUCGCCUGGGGUCUCUUUCUCUCCCUCUGUCUCUUCUUCACCUUCUUCAGUCUCCUCAGCUUGUGUCUGCUGUGGCGUGUGCAAACCCACCAGGUGAAGCGUUUCGGUGGCUCUGACGAGGAUUACGAUGCGUCAGAAUACUGA